CUUAUUUCUAUAGAUUUUUGAAUUAGUUUUUACAAAAUUUUUGGUCAAGGAUUAUUUACCCAAUUUGUUAAAUGCACAGGGUCAUUUGAACUAAUUCCCCCGUGCAGGAAGGGCUAAUCUAAAGAAGAAAAGGAGGAAAAUGAAAAGAAAGAAGGGUGAAAAUUGGGAGCAAGACUAGGAAAGGAUCGACCAAAGGAAAGAAAAGGAUUAGAAUUCGUAGGGCUAAGCUAAAGAAGACCCCUAAAAUCCCAAAUACAGUGAACAAAGCUUCACUUGCCUGAGUGUUGAAGUCGCUGUUACCUCUUUCGUGGGUCAUGAGGCACGAACAAGAAAAACUGCUCUGAUCAACCAGCUCUGGUUCAGUUUUAGUCAAAUAGCACGGUGGAAUGGAAACACAGGCCACUCGAGUUUCUUUUACCCUCUUACAAGAUUAAAUUUCUUUUAGCCAGCUUACACAAGGUUCAUUAGAUUUAUUAUAAUAUGGGGUGCAUUUUUAUUCACUUCUGAUUGGCAGUUAUUUCUAAAGGGAAUAUUUGAUGCAUUUAGGCUGAGACCCUUCCUGUAUCUUCCUAGUUGAAUUGUUGUAGUGUUCAUCAAGCGAAAAGAAGAGAGGCAGCGCAAUUUCUAAGCAUGAAAUCCCACUCACUAUGGGGCACAGCAAAGAACCCUGUCAAGUUCCGAAUACCAACUGCCGACAAUCUAGUACCAAUUAGACUGGACAUUGAAAUUGAUGGGCAGCGACUUAGAGAUGCUUUCCUCUGGAACCCAUCCGAUCCUGAUUCUGAAGUCGUUGUGUUUGCAAAAAGAAUGGUGAAGGACUUGAAGCUUCCUCCAGCCUUUGUCACACAGAUUGCUCAAUCCAUUCAAACUCAGUUAGGCGAUUUUCGAUCAUAUGAGGGGCAAGAUAUGUUUAUUGGCGAGAAGGUUGUUCCUAUCAAGCUUGAUCUCCGUGUUAACCAUAUUCUUAUUAAGGACCAUUUUCUCUGGGUAGGAAAGAUCAAGCUCUCUUUUGUUGACUAUUCUGCUGAGAAUUAUGAACUUCCAUAUUUGAUAAGAUAUACCUACGGAACUUUUCAGGAUUUAAACAACUUUGAGAGUGAUCCUGAAGAAUUUGCCAAAACCUUUUGCAAAGAUAUGGGCAUUGAAGAUCCUGAAGUUGGACCUGCUAUUGCAAUUGCCAUCAGAGAACAACUUUACGAGAUUGCUGUACAAAAUGUGACUUCAGCCCGUGAAAGCAGAAUAAACAAGAAAGGGCGUAGAGGAUUCGACCAUGUCCAGGCCAGCAAGACUGGUGGCAAUGCUGUGGAUUUAUUUAAGCUAUUUGGCAACAAGUCAAGUGUCGUACGGAAGAGGAAAGAGUGGGAUGUGUAUGAACCGAUUGUUGAUCUAUUGUCGAAUGAAGAAGUUGAUGCCCUUGAAGCAAAAGAAGAAAGGAAUGUUCGAUAAGCAGCUGGACUUUGUAUUCUGCGAGUUGUUCUUUUGAUAAUCUUUUCUGCAAGAGCACUUGUGUUGGUGUGAUGAGAAACUACUAUUGCAGUACAUGUUGAAUAGUUUAAAUCUUUCUUGCUUUCAUAGACUAAUCAACUUUGAAAAAUCUAUCCUUGUUUGUGUGAGGCUUUGUUCUAUAUUUUAUCCGUAUUCUUCUACCAUCUCUAUGGUAAAGCUGAUAAAGAUUGAAAAAAAUCUAUAUAUAAUUGAGAGCAUAUUAAAACCCGGAAACCAAAGUGAGUAUGGUUUGUGGAUUUUUGGGCAACUAUUUUC
This is a messenger RNA of Striga asiatica, 1761 nucleotides long. Lineage: Eukaryota; Viridiplantae; Streptophyta; Magnoliopsida; Lamiales; Orobanchaceae. The record is from the annotation of a GenBank genome assembly.